AUGUUGUGGGUGGGCGUCAGGGCGAUGGCAGUAAAAUUGGACGGUGCACCCGAUUUCUCAGAUAUCGGUGAAUUAGGUGAUGUAUACGAUAUCGGAUUCGGAUUAGGGAUCCAUGAGCCUCCAACAAGUAUGGCUCUCAAGAAGCAUCUUCUUCGCAGGCUCAAUUAUCAGCUGUGCCCUCAUGAGGAUUCCACAUUGGCAGAAAUGCUGGUUCGACCAGGACCCAUUCGAGCUAUAACCUCUGCAAGAUUUGGAAAAUGGGAAGGUGUGUCGGAAGAUGCAGUAGAGAAAUUACCUCGGAUUUGUAUCAAAACCAUGCAGGAUCGGGUGGUCAAACCGGAGCAACAAGAUGUAAUGAUCAAGAAGUGGCCGCCCCUGGAUGUCUACCAACUGGACUGCGAUCGCAGUCCAUUCUUCUCCGCCCCUUUCCUUCUCUCUGGUUUGCUUGUCAAGGCCUUUUCUACCCUAUGAACAAAGCUCAUAUUCAUUUUGGGCCUCAUGGCGACAUGUCCAAUCUUCCUGCCAUUCCUCUUACCUACAAAGUUGCAUUCCAAGUGCAGCAGACACCACCAGUAGUGUGUUUUUUGUAAAGUCAGUUCAGAGGUCAAAUUUGAUUCAUUUGAACUUUGUAAUUCUUGUUUUUGAAAACCAAUAAUAUCGAUUAUUUGUUGUAAUUAUAAUUAAUCGAUGGGCACUGCGAGCGUGAUUCAGAUGUGCAAGUGUGAACUGUAUUGGGAUUCUUUGUUAUGUGAAUAAACAAUCACCACUCCUAAUUUCAACU
Messenger RNA from Oldenlandia corymbosa var. corymbosa, 781 nucleotides. The record is from the annotation of a GenBank genome assembly. Lineage: Eukaryota; Viridiplantae; Streptophyta; Magnoliopsida; Gentianales; Rubiaceae.